Messenger RNA from Equus quagga, 1138 nucleotides. It is a transcript of the gene GM2A, whose product is annotated as ganglioside GM2 activator. Lineage: Eukaryota; Metazoa; Chordata; Mammalia; Perissodactyla; Equidae. Gene Ontology annotation, biological process: lipid transport; ganglioside catabolic process. Gene Ontology annotation, molecular function: enzyme activator activity; lipid carrier activity. The transcript has 4 exons. The coding region runs from base 135 to 716 and encodes 193 amino acids. The record is from RefSeq and is a predicted model, not a curated record. Gene Ontology annotation, cellular component: cytoplasmic side of plasma membrane.
GCGAACCUAGAAGUGGCGGCGCUCAGCUUUGCAUAGCAAUGCACAGCUUUGCAUAACCAAUACAAGCAGGCAUUUAAAGACGACAACGCUGUCACAGACCUAGCAGUUAACCAGGCGCGGACCCACCUUUUGCAAUGAGACCCUCGAUGCAGGCUCCGUUCCUGAUCGCCCUGGGCUUGCUUCUUGCCGGCCCUGCUGCUCCUGUAAGCGUCCUCUCAGAACGGCUCCGUAGCUUUUCCUGGGAUAACUGUGAUGAGGGGAAGGACCCUAUGGUGCUCAAAAGCCUGACUCUGGAACCUGACCCCAUUGCCGUUCCUGGGAACGUGACUGUCAGUGCCGAGGUGAAGACCACUGUCGCCCUCUCUGCUCCUCAGAAGGUGGAACUAACGGUGGAGAAGGAAGUGGCUGGCGUAUGGGUCAAAAUUCCAUGUGUGGAUCAGAUCGGUAGCUGUACUUUUGACAAUGCCUGUGAUAUACUAGACGCUUUGACUCCCCCUGGGCAGCCCUGCCCAGAGCCCCUGCACACCUUUGGGCUUCCCUGCCACUGUCCCUUCAAAGAAGGCACCUACUCACUGCCCAAGAGUACUUUCCCCUUGCCUGACCUGGAGCUGCCCAGCUGGCUCAGCAACGGGAACUACCGCGUCCAGAGCAUCCUGAGCAGCGGUGGGAAACGUCUGGGCUGUGUCAAGAUCACUGCCUCUCUAAAGGCCAAAUGAUGUGGCACCAGCCUCAGCAGAAUGAAGGAGUGUGAGGAAGUCGUCCCUCUUCCCCUGUCUUGUGUUGGCCAAGGCCUGAUUCUAACUCUCUGUCUACCUUUUUAAGCCCCUUUCUACAAUGAUGCUAUUCCCCUCACUGAAAGCCAUUUUGUGCCACCUACAUUUUAGGUGUGGGCAAGCAGCCCUAACCUCAGGGAGCAUGAGCUUGGGGUUCUUGAUAGCCCAGGACGUGUCCCGGGCUGGCCACACCGUUUCUUCCUCAUUCCUUUGGCUUUCUCUCUAAGAGCUUAACUCAUUUUCUAAACAGUCAAAAGGAAUGGGACCAACAUGUUUUUUGUGACCCCAAGUUCUGACUGACCCAGUCUUGACCUCCUGAAGUACCUUUAUGAUUUUCUCAUUAAAAUUUUGUCACUUACUUAAAA